GUCACCCUAUAUUGGUGAAAUAAGUUUAAUCCGCAUAACCCGGAAGUUCUCUGAGCUUUUGGUGACGGUGCGUUAGGCGACAUGGCUCAUCUUUGUUUGUUUAGCCUGUUGGUCCUGUCCAUGGUUCUUGAGACCCAGGCCCUGACCCCAACCCAUCAUCUGACCACCACUGAUGUGGCCAGACUUCAGGCUGUAUUGAGCCAACCCUUCACUGACCUCAAGUCUGCUUAUUACUCUGUUGUUGGACUUAGCAAGUUGGGAAUCUUAGUUGCGGAUGCAGAUGAGACAUGCCAGUUUAUCAAGUCAAACCUGGAUCCCUCUAGUGUGGAGUCACUCUUUUAUGCCGCAGAAGCCAGCCAGGCUCUGUCUGGAUGUGAGAUUCCUGUGUCAAAUGACACUCGUGAUUUGCUUUUGGCCACUGUCAGUGAGGACUCCACUGCCUCUCAGAUCCAUCAGUCUGUGAGUGCUCUCAGCUCUCUUGGGUUGCCUCUGGCCUCACAGGAAGUGGUCAGUGCCCUGAAAGCUCGCAUCUCCAAAGAGGAUAAUGUCUUGACAAUCAUUUUGGCACUACAGACUGCGUCCCGUCUCUCUCAGCAAGCUGAACUUGGAGAUAUCCUGGAGGAGAUUGAGGAUCUCGCUGCCCGUUUAGAUGAUCUGAGUGGAGUGUAUCUUCAGUUUGAGGAGGGGCUGGAGGCCACAGCACUGUUUGUUUCUGCUGCGUAUGCCCUGUCCGAUCAUGUGGACAUGGAGCCCCCCCUGAAAGAGGAUCAGGUAAUCCAGCUAGUGAACUCCAUCUUCAGUAAGAAGUCUUGGGACUCUCUGUCAGAGGCAUUCAGUGUGGCUAGUGCAGCUGAAUCACUUUCCAACAAUCGCUUCCAUGUGCCCGUCAUUGUCAGUGCCCAGGGCCCUGCUGCUAUAUCCCACAGCCAGCCCUUCCUCCGGCUUCAGGUGACGGAUGUCCUUUGCCAGCCCCUCAGUUCAGCAAGUGUGCUGGUGGAGUCAGCCAGUACUAGUUCAUCAAAAUCUGCCAUCCUAAGCCAGGCACCAUUCACCCUCAGAGAUGAGGUUUUUGAGCUGAAUUUCAUGGCCAGCCAACCAGCGAGUGGCUACUAUCAGUUCUCUGUUGCCAUUGCUGGUGACAGCCGAUUUGUUGCCAACCAUGUUGAGCUCAAGGUAAAGGUCUCUACCCGAGUUGCCAUCAACAACAUGGAUUUGUCUGUCGUGGACAAGGACCAGAGCAUUGGCCCCAAAACUACCAGAGUAGAAUAUCCAACUAAAGCCAAAGCAUCUUUUAUGGCAGACAGCCAUCAAAACUUUGCCAUGACGUUCCAGUUAGUUGAUGAGACCACAGGAGUGGAGCUCACCCCCCACCAGACCUUUGUGAGGUUACACAACCAGAAGACAGGUCAGGAGGUCGUGUUUGUGGCUGAACCCGACAGUAAGAAUUUGUAUAAGUUUGAGCUGGACACAACUGAGAGAAAGACAGAGUUUGACUCCAUCUCUGGCACCUAUGCUCUUUACUUGAUGAUGGGAGACGCUACGCUGGAGAACCCCAUUUUGUGGAACGUGGCUGACGUUGUGCUGAAGUUCUUAGAUGAAGAGGCACCUUCAACAAUUCAGGCUAAAACUUUGUACACACCCAAACCAGAAAUCCAGGUAAGCGCAGUGGUACGCAGGGACAACAGG
Molecule: messenger RNA, 1686 nt
Organism: Sinocyclocheilus rhinocerous
Lineage: Eukaryota; Metazoa; Chordata; Actinopteri; Cypriniformes; Cyprinidae
Product: dolichyl-diphosphooligosaccharide--protein glycosyltransferase subunit 2-like
Exons: 13
Biological process (GO): protein N-linked glycosylation
Cellular component (GO): membrane; oligosaccharyltransferase complex
Source: RefSeq, a predicted model, not a curated record